Messenger RNA from Myxocyprinus asiaticus (Chinese sucker), 2135 nucleotides. RefSeq names its product fibroblast growth factor 10-like. Gene Ontology annotation, cellular component: cytoplasm. Gene Ontology annotation, biological process: positive regulation of ERK1 and ERK2 cascade; positive regulation of epithelial cell migration; cell differentiation. The transcript is spliced from 3 exons. The coding region runs from base 643 to 1413 and encodes 256 amino acids. The record is from RefSeq and is a predicted model, not a curated record. Gene Ontology annotation, molecular function: growth factor activity; type 2 fibroblast growth factor receptor binding; chemoattractant activity. NCBI's taxonomy places the organism in Eukaryota, Metazoa, Chordata, Actinopteri, Cypriniformes, Catostomidae.
GAGGGGAAGAGUGAAAGAGAGAGAGAGAAAUUGAAAGAGAGGUGGGUGAGGCAAUUGGGAGAAACAGAGUGAGACAGAUAGGAAAGGGGUGAGGAAACAUGCCCCUCUUUGCCUCUCAUUCUGACGCACACAGACAAGCAAAACACACACUCGCACACACAGAACUUCAAAGUCAACUGCGUUACAUAGUCUCCCUAUUAGCUAAAGAGAUUACAUCUGGGACACUGAACCAAAUAAAUAAGGUGAGAGGAGUGUCACUGCUCAGUUAUUUCAGAGGAGGAGAUCUGGUCCACCUCAGGAUCCUCUUAACACUUCUUUGGUGAGCAGAAGGGAAACACACAAUCUCAUUCACUCAGAAGCUCCCUUACAGAGUGAAGUGCUCCAGAGAGAGCUGGACACAGCAGGAAUUACACUUUUUUUUUCCUACUGUGGAUUUCUCUCAUUUCAUCAAGAACAGAUUUGCAGUUGCAUUUGGGUUGUUUUAACAUUUUUCUCAAAAACAUUUUUUUGCCUCUUGUUGCCUGUCGUCUUUAUUUCCCCCAUCCAAAAGGGGCUCUUCAAGCUCUCCAGUGGAUUGUACGUGGGAGAGACAGAGGAGGUGAGAGGUGAGGCGGUUCCCCACUGAGGUGUUUUGAGUUAUGGAUGUUGACACAUUCCUUUCGGACACGAGGGGAACCAGAUCCAGAAGCAACAGCAGAAGUGACUACAGACGUUUGGGGCUUUACCUUCGGCCAGCACCCUUUCUCCCCUCCACCUCUUCAGCAUGUACCUUUCUGUGAGGGUCUUCCCAAUCCUCCGAGCUCCAGUACAAUGUGCAAAUGGAAAGUGACUAAGGGUGCCUCAGCCUGGUUUCGUCUGUCCUGCCUUUCCCUUCUGCUCCUUCUUCUCCUGUGUUCAGCGCUGCCCGUGGCCUGCCAUGACACCCACAGGGCCGAGCGUGCCCAGAGGGGCACCAACUCCUCAUCCGCGGCGGUUGUCGGGCGGCAUGUGCGCAGCUACAACCACCUCACGGGGGAUGUGCGGAGGAGGAAACUCUUCUCGUACCAGAAGUUCUUUCUCAGGAUCGAUAAAAAUGGAAAAGUCAACGGCACCAAAAGCAAGGAUGAUCCGUACAGUACACUCGAAAUCAAGUCUGUGGAUGUUGGCAUCGUUGCCAUCAAGGGGAUUCAAAGCAAUUACUACCUUGCAAUUAACAAGAAAGGGGUGGUCUACGGGGCGAAGGACUUCGGCAUUGACUGCAAGCUGAUAGAGCGGAUAGAGGAGAACAGGUACAACACCUAUGCCUCUGCAGAGUGGCGAAAUAAGAAAAAGCCCAUGUUUGUUGGCCUGAGCGCCAACGGAAGGCCAAUGAGAGCCAAAAAGACCCGGAGAAAAAACACAGCCACACACUUCCUCCCCAUUCCUAUUGUAUAGCUACAACCUCACCAAAGGGAACAUUUAACUGCACUGAGGAAAAACUUGGAUUUGUCUACAGUAUAAAGGGAUGAGCUUGGAGAAUGUAAAGGAACUGAGAGAACUCAUUUUCACUGAGUCAGACUGUUGUCACAUAUUUGUUUUUAAGUUAUUGGCACCAGGGGAAAAAAUAUGGGACAUUUUUUUAUGCCAAACCCUUUUCUAGCGAAGGAAAGGUUGGACCAAAAUUGACGGAGAGGAAUCGGACAUUGCUGCCGGCAACCUCCCAGAAUGAACUAAGGAGACCUUUCACAGAGUGUAUUGCUUGUGUGUAUUUGUGUGUGUGACCUUUGGAUGCAGUUAUUUAUGCAGUACUAACUCAUAUGAGACACUCUAACGGACUCUCAGACUCUGUGACUCAGUGGACUAAAAGUUAUGCAAACACUUACUGGAAGCACUUGCUCCAAGGUGCAAGACAGAGAGGCCGAGACUGAGACCCAGCAUCCUACGAUCAGAAUUUAGUCAAGCUAGCACCAUAGCAUAAACAACUGUAACAUUAAUAAUAUGCAAACGCCACUGUAUUUGAUAUCUCCAUUCUUUACCUGACUGCUUUUGAAUAAAUUAUUUAUUUUAUGUAAUAUUUAUAGGAAAAACAAAGACAAAAAACAUGGAAUGGACAUUUUUAUCAUUUAUGCUCCUCCUUUAAAAAAAAUAAAAAAGCUAUUCUAUCGGUUACACAUGAA